GCCAUGUUGCUUUAACAAAAACCACGUGAUCGUUGUGGCGUGACGUCAUACACCCGGAAGUAAAGCCGCAUCCAGCGGUGUUGUGGAGAAUAAAGAAUACAAAGCAGGAAUAUAAAAGCUUCGUGGAAGAAGAAGUAAAUUUUCACCCGACAGGGAAUUUCGAAGGCAGAUAUGCUAUUUUUUUCCCAUUUGUAGUUUUUCUUGUAGGUCGACAGUGAAGUAAUGUAUAGCAUAUUGCACUGUAGCAUGUAGCUUAGCUACAAGACAAAUAAGAUUGACGUGUUUAAAGUUAAAGUAGCAAUGAUUGUCACACACACAUUAUUCAUAGAUUAGAGGCACAUGUUAUGAUGGCAGUGGCAGUGUUUGGAGCGAGACAAGUUCUUCUAAACCUGAGGUCCACCUUCCAAAGAGCAGACAUUUUCAGCAGAAGCAGACUAGUUAGUUGUUACCUGGUGAAGAGAAGCAGACUAGUUAGUUGUUACCUGGUGAAGAGAAGCAGACUAGUUAGUUGCUGCCUUGUGAAGCGAAGGCAGCUGUUCAUAAACAUCCCCAAGGUUGCAUUGUUGUGUUGGGGAACAUCAUCCUUGGUAGCAAAAUGCCAAGCAGCCUCUCUGCCGCCAGCAACCAUCAAGAAGAAUUCCCUCAUCAAAGUCCAAGUGCACAAACUGGUCUUCCUCCUCCACCUCGGACUGCGUGCGUUAGUCCUGCUCCUCAAAUUUGGACCCAUUCUCCUCCUCUCCCCCUUAGUUCUGCUCUCCACUGGCUGGGCUUCCCUGUGGCUGGACGCCCUGCUGUGGGUGACGGAGAGCUCCGGUGCGACCUUCAUCAAGCUGGGCCAGUGGGCCAGCACCAGGCGGGACAUUUUCUCGGAGGAGUUCUGCGACCGCUUCUCCAGGCUCCACGUGAAGGUGCGCCCCCAUCCCUGGGCUCACACCAAGCAGUGCCUCAGGAGGGCCUUUGGGGAGCAAUGGAGGAAGGUACUCACCUUCCAGAGCAAAGAGCCAGUGGGUUCAGGCUGCGUGGCUCAGGUGUACCAAGGCUGGGCCAAGAAGGACCAGGUGGAAGACCCGGCCUUCAAGACGCUGGUGGAGGAGUUGGAUAAAGAGGACCUUCUGGAAGCGUGGGAGAUUCCUGGUUUGGGAGGAGUGGUGAGCUCUCUGUGGAAUCUCUGGAAGGGGAACAAGGAGGUGGAUCAGGGGCCGCAUGAGCAGAACAUCUCCCAGAAAGAUCACAUGAUACCUGUCGCAAUCAAGGUGGUCCACCCAGGCAUCAAAAGGCAGGUGGAGAUGGACCUGCUGCUGAUGAAGGCCGCUAGUUGGCUCCUGCACUGCCUGCCUGGACUCAAGUGGCUCAGCUUGUGCGAGAUAGUCCAGGAGUUUGAGACGCUCAUGACCAAACAGAUGGACCUUCGCUUCGAGGCCAAGAACAUGGAGCACUUCCGGCAGAACUUCCAGCAGGUGGACUACGUCAAGUUUCCCACCCCACUACGGCCUUUUGUCACCAGGACUAUUUUGGUUGAAACCUUUGAGGAGAGCGAGCCCAUCUCCAACUUCCUGAAAGAGCAGAUUCCUCAGGAGGUGAAGCAAAGGAUCGCCAGGAUGGGUGUGGACACGCUGCUGAAAAUGAUCUUCGUGGACAACUUUGUCCACGGCGACCUCCACCCAGGGAACAUCCUGGUGCAAAGCAGCAGCCCACCUGCCGGCCCCGCAGACGUGGGUCAGACCACCCUCACAGACCUGUGGGACACGGUGGUGGUCAGCUUGCGACCCCGGCCCAGUCCCUUCAAGCUGGUGCUGCUGGACGCCGGCAUCGUGGCCCACCUGAACAAGGACGACCUGGCCAACUUCAAGGCCGUCUUCACCGCCGUGGUGCUGCGACAGGGCGACCGUGUGGCGGAGCUCAUCCUGCACCACGCCCGCGCCAGCGAGUGCCAGGACGUGCCGCGCUUCAAGAAGGAGAUGGCGGAGCUGGUGGAUGGCGCCCUCAGCAACACGCUGUCUCUUGGAAAGAUCCAAGUGGCCGACUUGCUGUCCAGAGUCUUCGGUCUCCUCAUCAAACACAAGGUGAAGCUGGAGAGUAACUUUGCAUCCAUGGUCCUGGCCAUCAUGGUGCUGGAAGGUCUGGGCAGGUCCUUGGACCCUAACCUGGACAUCCUGGAGAUGGCCAAACCGCUACUCAUCAACAACUCCAAGCGCUAAUCAAGCGUUUCCAAGGUUUGAGGCCUAAAAUAGCUCAACCAGUACAAGAAGGACAAUCACUUAUUUCAUUCCUGGUGACUUAACUGCAGAGAGUGCAUGGUGUCUGAUAGAGCUCAAGGUCUUGUGUUGUAGGAUGAUUAUAUUGUGCUACUAUUUCACAUGUGUCAGAGGUCCCACAAUAGUGGAGUUGGCAUAGCUCCAUCUUUCAUUUUAAGAUGUGUAGUGAAGCCUUUUUUUUUUUACAAAGAUGACUUCAUUAUGAGUCUAUUUUGCAUACCUUUUUUUCAACUUUAGCACCCACGAAUAUAAUAGUCUUGUUUUGUAACUUGAAACCAUCCCACAAUAGUUCAUUGCAAGUGUACAUCCAGGUUUCAUUUUAAGAUGUGUGGUGAAGCUUGCUGUCCUUCAAAAGCUGAAAUAAGGAGUCCAUUUUGUUGAGACUAUGCUGCACACAAAUAUAUAUAUAUAUAUAUAUAUAUAUAUAUAUAUAUA
Molecule: messenger RNA, 2690 nt
Organism: Entelurus aequoreus (snake pipefish)
Lineage: Eukaryota; Metazoa; Chordata; Actinopteri; Syngnathiformes; Syngnathidae
Gene: adck2
Product: aarF domain containing kinase 2
Exons: 8
Coding region: 345-2198 (617 amino acids)
Cellular component (GO): mitochondrion
Source: RefSeq, a predicted model, not a curated record